Molecule: messenger RNA, 1322 nt
Organism: Drosophila subpulchrella
Lineage: Eukaryota; Metazoa; Arthropoda; Insecta; Diptera; Drosophilidae
Exons: 2
Coding region: 195-1106 (303 amino acids)
Source: RefSeq, a predicted model, not a curated record
CAUUUUAUUCAGAGUGCUGGUCCGGAAUAGACACUAUCGACUAAUUUUUUGAUUUUUUUACACAAGUUAAAAUUCUCGAUGUGUCUCUAAAAGUCAGCCAAAUUGUUGAACGAAACCCAAAAAUAGAUCUCGAGACAAAAUUGAAAGUGCGCUCUGAUUGUUCGCGCAAACGCAGUAUCUCGGAAUAAAUCGCGAUGGCCAAGGAUCAAGAGGGACAGACCUAUCAAUCAUCCGCCCCCGAGUCCUCCGAGGACCAAAAACGGGAGCAGCGGGCCCGCCUGAUCAAGGCUUUGAGCCGCUUCAAGCCGCGGGACGCCAAUCCGCUUCAGUUCUACAAUUGCGUCCGCGAACUCUGCAUAAUGCACAACUGCAGCAUCGACGAGGGUCUGGAACGGGCCGCUAUAACCUGGCCGGGACUAAGUAUGCGCCAGCGGGAGCUCUACGAUUCGCAACGUCAUGCAGAGCUGCCGAUCCCUGUGCCGCGCCAUCUGGUCUACCGCGCCUUCCAGAAGGAGAGCAAGGGUCUGUGGUCCCUGGGCCGCUCCUCGGUGGGUGGCAAGCGGCCCACCCGCUACACCCUGGAGUCCUACAAGCCGCCGCCGAAACCCUCGCGUCUGAGGACCCAGCUCGAUGAAAAACGUCCCAAGUACGACAAUCUACUGGAUCUGCCACCCAAAGUGGCGGCCAUGCGGGUUCCACCGCCACCCAAUCGCAAAUUCUCGAGGGUAUCACCCUCUUCGGGUCGCAGGAUCCGUAGUCCUACGCCUCCUGUGACCGUGAGGCGUGUCCGCUCCAUUCGCCAGAUCCUCUCGAUGGCCAGUGUGGAAAUGAAAAAGUCCGUAAGACGGCGUACUGUGGGGAAAAACCUUAGGACAAAGAAAGUUGCUGCCGUGGAGCCCGUGAAAAUUCUACCGGACAAACUAUCAUCUAGUGUGACCAAGUCUUUCAGGAAGAAGACCACCAAACGAAAGGCCAGCAGUUCCAAGGACAAGAGAUUGGCCAGGGAGGAGGAUCUGAAGACGGCACACAACUGGGAUCUCGCCAUCGGAGCUGUUCGCCGACGCAUCAUGAUGCAUCAGCCCUCCAAGUCCAAGUCUAGAUCGUAACUCCACAGCUCUAUAACUCUAUACUUCCCCCCGAAAUGGUGUUAUUUAGUGUAUUAUUACUUGUUACAGAGAUGGUAUGUUUUCCCCCAAGUGAAACACAGACACAGACAUACAACAGAACACAAGGUUUUAGGUAAAUUGAAAGUACAAAAUUAUUGUACUAAAUUUAUGUAACGAUUGCGAACGAAAAUAAAUUCAAUGUUAUGACAAAAAAAA